Messenger RNA from Glarea lozoyensis ATCC 20868, 864 nucleotides. RefSeq lists its product as uncharacterized. The coding region runs from base 1 to 864 and encodes 287 amino acids. The record is from RefSeq and is a predicted model, not a curated record. NCBI's taxonomy places the organism in Eukaryota, Fungi, Ascomycota, Leotiomycetes, Helotiales, Helotiaceae. The transcript has 2 exons. Gene Ontology annotation, molecular function: oxidoreductase activity, acting on a sulfur group of donors, disulfide as acceptor.
AUGCCAUUUUCGGAAAAACUUGAUAGAGAGUACACUUUACCUCAGUCCCACACGAGGCGCGAAAUGCCACCACGGAGAUUACGAACAUGGACGGCGGGUUUUGCUGUCGUUGCCUUUCUUUAUUUUGCAUGGAGCUACAGUCAUGGCACAGAGCUGGUCGCGCCUUUACACAUCGCAGAUCAGUGGUCUGCGAGAUCUGACGGACGUGUAGACUGUGGGAGAGGAAGAGAGAGGUUGGAACAGGGUGAGACGGGUAUGCAGCAAGUGGUGGAUAAGCAAUUAGUUCCUUUGGAGGCCCAUAUAAUGAGCAAGUGUCCAGAUGCACAGGAAUGUCUAAAAUUGCUCGUCUUACCAACUAUGCAACGGGUAGUCGACAAAGUAAACUUUACCCUCUCUUUUAUCGGCGCAACAACCGACAAUGACGGCGUAUCCUGCAAACAUGGUCCACCAGAAUGUCUGGGGAAUAUAAUAGAGCUUUGCGCUGCUUCCCUAUACGCUGAUCCGAAAAUCAGCCUCGGAUUCACAAUGUGCCUUGAACGCGAGUACCAGAACAUCCCAGACAAGUCUCUUUUGGAAGAUUGUGCGUUGGAACACGGAAUCGAUUUCGAGAAGUUGACCGAAUGUGGCGAGGAAGAUAAUGGUGGGAAAGGAGUCGGACUUCUAAGAGAUUCUGUGAGAAGAAGCACCGACGCUGGGGUUACAAAAAGCUGUACUGUUCGCCUUGAUGAAGAGAUCUACUGCGUUCGAGAUGGUGGCCAAUGGAAGGACUGUCCUUCUGGCGCGGGUGUGAAUGACCUGGUUCUGGCUAUCGAGAAGAAGUAUCGAGCUUCAGAGGCUGGAACACCUCAGUCCACAGCUCACUAG